AUGGGACACAAGACCAAAUUGAAAAGAUACAUCAAAGAUGAUCGACCACUAAAAUUGAAGUCUUAUGUGACCUCUCAUAAACUGUAUCUGGAGAAGGUCAUGCUUGGCCAUAGAAGAAAUCUGUUGCAUUACUGUGCCCAACAUGGUACUGCUGAUAUGUUGAGAUGUUUGCUGAAAAUGAAUUGUGAUCCAAGUCAACAAGACAAAGAUGGAAAUUUGCCUCUCCAUUUGGCAUUACAAAGAGGAUUUCUUGAAAGUAUCCAGCAAGCUAGAGAAACUCUCCUGGACAUGGUGACACCUUUGUUAGAGGCCUACCCACUGGGACAGGAUGUAGAGAACAAGGAAGGGGCUACAGGUCAGGACCUGUUGACAUCCCUGAAGAAGAGGAUCAAAUCACAAUUGUCAUGUUCCACAUUAAAGCGGCAGGCGGAAACAGACAGAAAUUAUGAUGGUGAUGAUGAUGAAUCCUGGAGACAGAAGUUGAGUGAAGAGGCUUCCUUUGAACAUGAGGAAGGAUUACCCAGAUACAGUUACAGUGAUGACGUCCAACAGGAACAAUUCCAUGAGCCAGCUGGUGAUUGGUUUGAAGAAGUAAGAAAGGAGUAUACUUCUAAGCGAUCAAGAAAACUACACACCUUCUGGCGUGAUAAAAAGCAGAAGAUCAGUGAUGUAAUCGGGGGAACCAGCGGUAAAAAAUCACACAAGCAGAAUACUGAAAAUGAUAAAUGGCAAAAUGCACGAGAAGAAAUGAAAAAACAGUACAAACCACAACCAAGUGUGGACCAUUUGAUUUUAAAGAAGAAACGUUAUGAGAGCAAAUUUACUUAUCUGCUGGGUCAUCUGUCUGGACGGACUUUGACAUACGCCUGCAUACCUUGGCCAAGUCCUGACAUCAGUCGUGUUGUUGAUGUGUUGAUGUGUGAUCUGCCGGACAACAAGAGUGCAGCAUUUCACAAGUACCUUCGGGGCCAACAGAUCCGCUGGCACCCUGACAAAUUUAUGCAGAAGCUAGGAGACCACCUACACCCAGAUCAUAAAGCAAAAAUCUUAAACAGGGUCAUGGCUAUUUCACAAAUUCUAAAUGGUCUCAAGACAAAAGUGAAUCAGUGA
This is a messenger RNA of Candidula unifasciata, 1110 nucleotides long. NCBI's taxonomy places the organism in Eukaryota, Metazoa, Mollusca, Gastropoda, Stylommatophora, Geomitridae. The record is from the annotation of a GenBank genome assembly.